Messenger RNA from Bactrocera neohumeralis, 3222 nucleotides. RefSeq names its product embryonic polarity protein dorsal-like. The record is from RefSeq and is a predicted model, not a curated record. The transcript has a single exon. NCBI's taxonomy places the organism in Eukaryota, Metazoa, Arthropoda, Insecta, Diptera, Tephritidae. Gene Ontology annotation, cellular component: cytoplasm. Gene Ontology annotation, molecular function: DNA-binding transcription factor activity; DNA binding. Gene Ontology annotation, biological process: inflammatory response; response to cytokine; non-canonical NF-kappaB signal transduction. Bases 218 to 3118 code for a protein of 966 amino acids.
AUAUGGCAUCCUUCCGCGAAUCGCGCUAAAUAACGCCAAAACGUCCUAAUCGUUCGCAUAUACCUUUUGUAUAUGGUAAAGAGUGCAGUCACAAGUUGUUAAAUAAAAUCAAGUAUAACAUAGAGAAAAAUAGACGUAUUAAAACGCUGUGUUUAUAGAAAAAUUAUUUCUACAAUAAUUUUAUUCUCUAACGUAAGUAAGUAAAGUCAGAAGAAAAAUGGAUUCAGAUAUCUAUAUGAAUCAGCUCAACGACAACAACGAAAAACCAAAGCCAAAGCGAACACGAAAACCGGUAGCGAUUAAAAAACAGCUAGCUGAGCCGAAUAUAAAAUAUAAAAACGCUUAUGUCAAAAUUGUAGAGCAGCCGGCAAGUAAAGCUGUGAGAUUCCGCUAUGAGUGCGAAGGACGUACGGCCGGGUCCAUACCGGGUGUAAAUUCGACGCCGGCAUUGCGAACAUAUCCUACAAUCGAAAUUGUUGGCUACAAAGGUCCUUCGGUGUGUGUCGUGUCUUGUGUGUCCACGGAUCACCCAUAUAGACCACACCCUCAUACUUUGGUAGGUAAGGAGGGUUGCAAAAGUGGUGUGUACACGUGUAGUGUAAACGAGGUUACUAUGCGUGCCGAGCUCUAUAACCUGGGUAUACAGUGUGUUAAGAAAAAAGACAUUGAAGCCUCACUGAAGAUGCGUGAAGAAGUACGCGUUGAUCCAUUCAAAACUGGCUUUUCACAUGCAACGCAACCGUGUAGUAUAGAUAUCAACUCGGUGCGCUUGUGUUUCCAAGUUUUUAUCAAAGGCGAAACUGGACAUUUCACUGUGCCAUUGAAGCCCGUCGUCACCGAUCCCAUCUAUGAUAAGAAGUCGAAGGCAGACCUCAUUAUUCGUGAGAUGUGCAGUUCGGGAACGGUGCUGGGCAACACGACAAUCAUGUUGCUCUGCGAGAAGGUGACGAAGGAAGACAUAGCGGUGCGUUUUUUCGAGGAGAAAAAUGGUGCUGUGGUUUGGCAAGCUUAUGGCGAGUUUGAUCCCUCCAGUGUGCACAAACAAACCGCAAUUACAUUGAGAACUCCACAAUAUCACAACACCGAUAUUGAAGAGCCCGUGCCGGUAUUCGUGCAACUACAAAGACCUUCCGAUGGUGCCGUCGGUGAGCCUUGGCAAUUCAAAUAUGAACCAGUCAAAAAGUCACGGUUAAGACGUAAAUGUAGACUAAACGAUCUUACUAUGACCUCACUUAAAGUUAGUGAGAACCAGACGGUUACCAAUAAACCGAUACAAAAUAACAUUACCCUUGUUGCCACACAAGCAAAUUUGGAUAAGUUCUUCGUAUCUGGUGAGAUGACACCAUCGCCAGAACCAAUGUCACCGUCGUCAUCAACCAGCAAGAGUGAUACGUCGACAACAACUUCGCCUUACGGCAAGGUCACGGAGGUGAUUAACCUGGAAAAUGGUACGGUGGACGUCCAAGAAACUCUCAAUGUUGAGAUAUUUCCAACGACACUGGAAAUUCAUGAGGAGAGUAAAGUUUAUAAGGGUAACCGAAAGUCUCUAUUUCCAAAACUUAAAACCAUUCAAGACCAGCAACAACAAGCUAAUUUGGAUGAGCUGUUGCAGCAACCGAAUCAGGCCCAAAUACAGCAACAACAAUCACAAGGACACCAAUUGCCGCAACCAGAACAACAACCACAAUUACAACAACAUCAAUCUAUUUCGCCGCAGUUGCAAGUUCAGCAAGAACAACAAUAUCCACCGCCGCCACAAUUGCAACAACCAAUUAUUCCGCCACAACAACCACUCCAUCCUCAGCAAGAACAACAACAUCCACCACCGCUACGAGUGCAACAACCAAUUAUUCCACAGCAACAGCAGCAGCCGCAACAACCACUCCAUCCUCAGCAAGAACAACAACAUCCACCACCGCUACGAGUGCAACAACCAAUUAUUCCGCAGCAACAGCAUCAGCCACAACAACCACUCCAUCCUCAGCAAGAACAACAACAUCCACCACCGCUACGAGUGCAACAACCAAUUAUUCCACAGCAACAGCAGCAGCCGCAACAACCACUCCAUCCUCAGCAAGAACAACAACAUCCACCACCGCUACAACUGCAACAACCAAUUCUUCCGCAGCAACAGCAGCAGCCGCAACAACCACUCCAUCCUCAGCAAGAACAACAACAUCCACCACCGCUACAACUGCAACAACCAAUUAUUCCGCAGCAACAGCAGCAGCCGCAACAACCACUCCAUCCUCAGCAAGAACAACAACAUCCACCACCGCUACGAGUGCAACAACCAAUUCUUCCGCAGCAACAGCAGCAGCCGCAACAACCACUCCAUCCUCAGCAAGAACAACAACAUCCACCACCGCUACGAGUGCAACAACCAAUUCUUCCUCAGCAACAGCAGCAGCCGCAACAACCACUCCAUCCUCAGCAAGAACAACAACAUCCACCACCGCUACGAGUGCAACAACCAAUUCUUCCUCAGCAACAGCAGCAGCCGCAACAACCACUCUAUCCUCAGCCACUUCAGAUGCCGUACCAGCAACAAGGGGUUCCCCAACAACCGCAAACGGAGCUGCAGCAACAACAACAAUGGCGUUUGAUGCAGCAACUGCAACAACUAUUUCUUGGUGACACGAACAGGGAAGAGAAACUCACCAGCAUUUUGGCUUUAGCUGUUGCAGCGCUGAGCAAUAAUCCCCUCAACGUGCAACAUUUCCUUAAUGCCACUGCAAGCGCCAUGUCACAGAAUGGUCAGCAUAAUUCCGUUCAAAGCAGUACACAGCAACAGCCGCUGCAGCCGUCUCCGCCGCCUCAACAACAAAAUCCAUUUGUACCGCCUCAUCAGCAACAACAAUUAAUAGCGCCUCAACAACGGCAACCAUCACAACAACAAAACGAUUUAUCUCAAUCACAAUUCCAACAACAAUCUAACGUCGCCACUAGUAGCAACGAAGAACCUUUGGUGGGCGAGGCCGCUGCCAAGAAUAACAGUGAUUCCGAGACGCGUAUAGAGACUUCCUCCAUAAGCCAAUUGCUGAAUUUGGAUAGUGAUCAAUUGGUACAGAUCUGCGAUGACACACUACUCGAUCACACCAUCACUGACGACUUCUAAUUGGCGCCUUUAACCUUCUCAGUCUAGAUGUUCAUCUUUAUGAGUUUCUCUUAUGUUGAAAAUAUAAUACAAAACAAUAAUAUUAAAGUAAAACCCAAUAAUAA